AUGCGGGUCGCCCGUCGGCGCAUGGUGCGCGCGCUGAGUGACUUUGUCGCGUGCAUCACGUGCUCGAAGGAGGAGGAGGAGGUGGUGAUCGCGGAGAAGGAGGUGGAUGAGAAGAUUCAACAAAUCAUGAAGUGGAAGCGAAGCACGGGGAAGGUGAACGCGUUAAAGCUGUGGUUGGUCGAGCUCGAGGGAUGGAUCGCGGAGGAGGUGGAGCAUCGUUACGGGAAACACAUCGCGAGGUCUCACGGUGGGUUCGUCAAGGAGACGCUCCCGAGUUUGUGUAAAUUUAAGGAAAUGCCGGUGCAGAUUGCGGCGUUGGCGUUGGUGGAGCGUCUCGGGAUGGCGGACGAGACGGCGACGAUGUUAGGGACGAAGGAGAUGUUUAAAACAUGCGUGGGGAUCAUCAAAGGGAAAAAGGCCAAGAAUUUAGGCGCCGCGGCGAGCGGGGCGCUGUCGACGCUUGUGAACCACGAGGACACGCGGUACUUGGCGAGCGACGAGGGACUGGAUAAAUCCAUGUCGAGUCUCAUCGUUGAGAAGGGAUUAGGGGUGGUGACGAAGAGAAAUUGCGUCGUUACGUUUGCCAGAAUGGCCGAUGAUCCCGAGGUGGCGUCUCUCAUGAGCGCGAAGAACCCGGAUCAGGUGAUAAAGACGCUUUUAGAUUUCGUCGACAAGACAGACGACAUGGACACGGAGAAGUGGGCACUCAUCGGCCUGGCGCGUCUGGCGAUGAACGACGCGUUCAGUGAUAUUUUGCAGAAGAAAGGACACAUCCCUUUCCUGUUUGAGCUCUCACGAGAUAAGAUUCCGACGAGAAAGCUCGCAGCGUCUCUCGUCAUCGCCCACCUGGCGAGAAACAAAAAUUUGCGCGAGACGUUGGUGAGGCAUCGUGCGAUUCAGUUGUUUUGCGCCAUUGCGAUGAACACCUCGGAACGAGUAGAUAUGGCGGAGAUGCAACUAGUCGCAGCGAUGGGUCUGAAGAAUUUGGCGUCGAACUUUGAGCUUCGCGCGCUCGCCGGUCGCACCGGCGCCAUUUCCUCGUGCCUCUUCAUGAUGAAGAGCCCGCAGCAGGAAGUCGCGCGCUUCGCUGCGCUCGCGAUCGCUGAACUUUCCCUCUACGAACCGAACGGUCGGAAGUUUGUUCAACAAGGAGUGCUCAAGUGGAUCAUCAAGCUCGCGCGCACGGGCGACGUGCGAUCUGAAGUCGCGGCCAUCGGCGCCUUAUCCAACCUGAUGUUGACGCCCGAGAACCAAGGAGCUAUGAUCGCCGAAGAUGGUACCAAGGUGGUGGACGCUCUACAAAACUCGCGAAACACGCGCGUCGCUCACCUCGCAAAACAGCUACUGAAGCGUCUGCGCCUGGCGAAGCUUCGCGCGGCGUGCAAGCUCGCGGCGCGAAUGAAGGCGACGGGCAAAGCGCUCAUCGAGCAGGGUGUAGUCAUCGGCGAUGGAUAUUAG
Messenger RNA from Ostreococcus tauri, 1458 nucleotides. RefSeq names its product Armadillo-type fold. The record is from RefSeq and is a predicted model, not a curated record. NCBI's taxonomy places the organism in Eukaryota, Viridiplantae, Chlorophyta, Mamiellophyceae, Mamiellales, Bathycoccaceae. Bases 1 to 1458 code for a protein of 485 amino acids. The transcript has a single exon.